Populus trichocarpa (black cottonwood) is the source of this 974-nucleotide messenger RNA. Its product is annotated as nudix hydrolase 22, chloroplastic. The transcript has 4 exons. NCBI's taxonomy places the organism in Eukaryota, Viridiplantae, Streptophyta, Magnoliopsida, Malpighiales, Salicaceae. The record is from RefSeq and is a predicted model, not a curated record. Bases 149 to 865 code for a protein of 238 amino acids. Gene Ontology annotation, biological process: coenzyme A catabolic process. Gene Ontology annotation, molecular function: acetyl-CoA hydrolase activity; coenzyme A diphosphatase activity.
UUCAAAACCCGAGUUUUUUUAGUUUGUUUUAUCGUUAUCGUUAUAAUAUAAUUUCCGGUCUUGACUUUCAAGAACAUGAUUUCACCGUAGAUCCUGAAACAAGCUAAACAACAUCUUCGGACAGAAAGUAGCGGUCAAAACCCAAAAAAUGGCUUCUGAAAAUAGGGGAGAGAAAUCCCAGAAGCUCAUAUCAUUAUCUCGACGGCUCAGCCUCUACGAACCUCCUCCCCAUCUAAACAACCCGGCCAGAAGACAACAUGGGAUCCCAAAAUCUGCAAACCCCAAAAGAGCUGCAGUUCUCAUCUGCAUCUUUGAAGGAAAUGAUGGAGAACUUCGUGUAAUCCUCACACAACGCUCUUCACAACUCUCUUCUCACUCAGGUGAAGUGGCCUUGCCUGGUGGAAAAAGGGAGGAAGGUGAUGCUGAUGAUAUAGCAACUGCAUUGAGAGAGGCUAAGGAGGAGAUUGGUUUGGACCCUUCUCUUGUUGAUGUUGUUACUGUUAUUGAGCCAUAUAUGACCAGGUUUCAUGUGACUGUUAUUCCUGUGAUUGGUAUACUGUUUGACAAGAAAGCAUUCAAUCCAACUCCAGAUGCUAGUGAAGUGGAAUCAGUAUUCGAUGUUCCCCUAGAAAUGUUUCUUAAGAACGAGAACAGGAGAGAAGUCGAGGAUGAGUGGAUGGGAGACAAGUUUCUAUGUCAUUUCUUUGACUAUCAGUCAGGGGAAAAAGGUUUUAUUAUAUGGGCUUUCACUGCUGCAAUAUUGAUUAGAGUUGCUACAAUUGUCUACCAAAGACCGCCUGCAUUUCUUGAGCGAAGGCCGACAUUGUGGAAUGGAAUUCCUGAUAAAGAUCUCGCCAAGCUAUAGAUCCUUGGCUUUUUUAUUUGUGCCAACCCAUUCAUUUAACCAUGUUCUUUGAAGAUAUAUGGAAAAUGUUUCAAAACAGCAUAUAAUCUGAAGCCCUUUUUCCUCUCCA